Molecule: messenger RNA, 1563 nt
Organism: Daldinia caldariorum
Lineage: Eukaryota; Fungi; Ascomycota; Sordariomycetes; Xylariales; Hypoxylaceae
Exons: 4
Coding region: 1-1563 (520 amino acids)
Source: RefSeq, a predicted model, not a curated record
AUGGAUAAUACUAAUAUAUACGCUGCCUCCCAAGCUUCUGGGGCGAACGAGUCUCGUAUGAACGCUACCCCUCAGGCGCAGUUCGCGCCCACUGAAGCAACUACCAAAGCAGCUACUAGGCUGGUCACGUCGAGCAACAAGGAAGGCACCCAGUCCACUAUCAGUCUUCGCACCGAAGAAAGAGACACGGAUAGUAUAGAGAAUCCCACUGAGAAGAACAAGGCCAAUUUCAUCAUCUCCCACACCCCAGAAGUAGCUGCUGGAGUGAUCGAGGCCGUAUACAAAGAACUAAGCCGAGUGAGCGACUACAAGGUCGAACUUCGAGAAAGCCCCCAAGGUUCUUUCAUAUCGAUUACUGGCAUCGCCAAGAACAUCGAUGAAUACGUCAGAUUGGCGCAGGACGUGGCUGACGACUUCAUUUUUAACGAGUCCACCGGGGGAUCUACUGUUUUCGUAGAGCCACCGCCCCAGAUUGACAGCACUACCCAGGUUGUUUUACACAUCGACCCGGUUUCGGGCGAAGUACGACCAAUGUUACAGCCAGGCCAAGAUGCUAUUACCAGCUUGCCACACCUGGAAACUCCUGAGGAGUUCAGAGCGAAACUGAGCCAGUACCUCUACAAGUCACUGGUCAAAGCUGGUCGUCUCAAGUUGUCAUUAACACUAAGAGUUUACUUGGGUCAGUUCAUGUUGCGAAAGUAUCCUAAGGGUAAGGGGAUAUAUGGAUACAGUGACUUCCAUACCAUGGUGAAGCAUCCCCGUGCCUCUGGGUGGCUGAAGAGUUGGGUCGGCAAUGAAACACUAGCCCGGAGAGUUCUAGAUUUUGUCAGGAACAACACAAAGGGUCCGUUCCAACCCACUGGCAAUCAGGCGAACGUGACGGCGGAUGUUUUGCCGCAAUAUGCCCUCGAGAUGCGCACUGAGGGCACCAAGUUUGACGUACCGAUCAAAAAAAGAACCAGCGGAAUGUCAAGAGGUACUGCAGCUUGUCAACUCUAUCGCGUAACUUCGAGUACGCUAGGUGCCAAUCCAGCCGAGGCUAAUAUUUAUAACUUGAGCCUUGGGAAGAAUCUCGACUGGCAAUUGGAAGGUAUCGAUGAGGACAAGGGUGCAAAGACGUUCCCAGAAGUCACCCAGUACUUAAGAUCCGCCAAGGCCGAACUUCUAAACUCGGAGCGACCACACGACCUUAACGUUUACCCUAGCGUGAAGCUAGAACCCCUCAUCGCAGUAGAGAACAAAAUCAAGUACGUCGCAGUCAAGACCAUCUACCACUUUAGAUGGAAGUUCACGUCGUACAUUGUCGAGGUCGCGAUCAACCACCGAUGGGACAGCAUCCCCGCGAUGAGAGCUAAGGCGGUACCCAAGACCGAGCUUGGAAUCAGUAUCUUUGGAGAAGACUGGGAUUCGGAAGACGAUGCAAUUGGAAACGUCUGGGGCGAUGAGUUGCAGUAUCUACUUGAAGGCCUCCGAGGUUCAACGGCGCCUAACGGCCGUGACAGAGUGGCCCAUUUCUUACAGACAGUUGGUGAUAUCCGCGAUGCUUUGGAGCACCUUUUCUAG